AUGGCAGCAAUAGAGCUCCUGGAAAACAGGAAGAUACAAGGUGUGAGUGAAUAUGACAACAGAAGAGAGGAUGAAAGAAGCAUCUGCAGACCAUGUGGAAUACCUCGACACAGUCACCAACUGCACAGGAGGUAUUUGCAAUCAUUGAUGAAGCUGAUCAGAACAACGUGGAGGCUGAAGGUUGGAUCCGAAGUGUCAGGAACUCUUCCCAGAUGUCACCCUAUCUCCUACUUCAGUGAAGGUAUACUGCUGGACGUCACUACUCUCACUGAACUGAAAGCCAUAUCAUCACCCUGGGAUGUCUGUCUUGCAAGAAGUUUAGAUCAAGCUCAAGAUGCCAAUGAAAACUUACUUCUGGUGGCCAUGGCUGGUUCUCACCAAAUUUGGGGCAUAUUCCUCUCUGAUGGUAAAUGGCUUAAGGGAUGUUCAUACAGUAAGGGAACUGUUGUACGUUUAGCUGGCAGUGGAGCUGAAGAGAACAGAAAUACUUCUUACCCUGCUCGAGCUGGAUUUGCUCAGCCCUCAGGACUCGCAGUAGGCACUCAUUCAGGAUCUUCAGUGCUUUAUAUUGCUGACUCUGAGAGUUCCUCAAUAAGGAGAAUGAGCUUAGCAGAUGGUGCUGUGAAGGCUGUUGUUGGAGCAGCUCGUGAUCCUCUUGAUCUGUUUGCUUAUGGUGAUGUUGAUGGCAUUGGCAUUGAUGCAAAACUACAACAUCCUUUGGCUGUGGCUACUGUUGGAGAUUGUGUAUAUUUGGCUGACUCGUAUAAUCAUAAGGUAAGUUACCAGUAGCACUACAACAGUCUACUUUCUUUUUCA
This is a messenger RNA of Cherax quadricarinatus, 816 nucleotides long. The record is from RefSeq and is a predicted model, not a curated record. NCBI's taxonomy places the organism in Eukaryota, Metazoa, Arthropoda, Malacostraca, Decapoda, Parastacidae.